GUAACAUCUUCUUUCUUAAGAAGACAUGACCUUCCUAGGUUUGAUGAAUUCUGCUGUUUUAAUCCUUUGUGUUAUAAUUUUAACAGCUUAUAGUCAUCAAGCCCAGGCUUUAGGUCCUGACUUUUUUGGAGAAGGUUUAUGCGCUUCUUCGAUUACUAUUCAUGGCUAUAAAUGUCAAGAAUUUGAAGUUACAACUAAAGAUGGAUACAUUCUUAGCAUUCAAAGGAUUUUAGAAGGUCGAGUUAAAGUUUUUGGUAAUGUCACUAAAGAGCCUGUGAUUUUACAACAUGGAGUUCUGGUGGAUGGAGCAACAUGGUUUUUGAACAGUCCAGAACAAAAUUUGCCUAUGAUUCUUGCUGAUAAUGGCUUUGAUGUUUGGGUUGUUAAUUCUAGAGGAACCAAAUAUAGUCGCAAACACACCAAGUUAGAUGCCUCUAGCCAGGAAUAUUGGUAUUGGUCUUUCGAUGAAUUGGUUGCUUAUGAAAUGCCUGCUGCUUUUGAUUUUGUCUCAAAGGAAACAGGACAGAAGAUACAUUUUGUUGGACAUUCGAUGGGGACGUUGACAGCUUUGUUAUCAUUGGCAGAAGGUAAAUGGGAAAAUCAAGUGAAAUCAGUAGUAUUGUUGAGUCCUAUUGCCUAUUUGAGUCGAAUGACAACACUAAUUGGAGCUAUUGCUACAAGAUCCUUACUCAGCGAGGGUUUUACUCUUUUGGGCAUUGCCGAAUUCGAUCCCAAAGGGGUUCCUGUAACCGACUUCGUCCAGGGUAUUUGUGUUCAAUCUGGACUAAACUGCAAUGAUUUAUUUACUUUAAUAAGAGGUGAGAAUUGUUGCUUAGAUAAAUCAGCUUUUGAUGAUUUCAUGAAAGUUGAACCACAAUCAUCAUCAACAAGAACUCUUUUUCAUUUAUCUCAGAUUGUUCGAACCGAUGCGUUGUCAAAGUUCGACUUUCAGAGCCCACGCUUAAACAUGUUGCAUUAUGGACGACUAAGACCUCCCGCCUACAACCUCUCAAAAAUUCCUAACAACAUUCCAAUUUUUAUGAGCUAUGGUGGUGCCGACGCGCUUUCCGAUAUCGCCGAUGUUAAGAAGCUCUUAAAUGACCACUUUCAGGACCAUGAUAAAGACAAGCUUAGUGUUCAAUUUAUUGAGAAUUAUGCUCAUGGUGAUUACAUGUUUGCUACGAAUGCUAAUGAACUAGUAUACAAAAAUGUUACAUCUUUUUUGAAACAUAAAUUCUGAAGCGUUCAAUUUCUCUAAUAUUUUCAAUAGCAAUUUUGGAAAAUGUUACAAACUUGCUGUAUGUGGGAAACUAACUUUGCUAUUAUAUUAAAAUUAUGUGCAUUUAAUU
This is a messenger RNA of Lathyrus oleraceus (garden pea), 1349 nucleotides long. Its product is annotated as triacylglycerol lipase 2. The transcript has 9 exons. NCBI's taxonomy places the organism in Eukaryota, Viridiplantae, Streptophyta, Magnoliopsida, Fabales, Fabaceae. Gene Ontology annotation, molecular function: hydrolase activity, acting on ester bonds. Gene Ontology annotation, biological process: lipid metabolic process. The record is from RefSeq and is a predicted model, not a curated record. The coding region runs from base 26 to 1240 and encodes 404 amino acids.